Messenger RNA from Limulus polyphemus (Atlantic horseshoe crab), 8999 nucleotides. RefSeq lists its product as uncharacterized. The transcript has 10 exons. The coding region runs from base 800 to 7720 and encodes 2306 amino acids. Gene Ontology annotation, cellular component: apical junction complex; adherens junction; cortical actin cytoskeleton. Gene Ontology annotation, molecular function: actin filament binding. Gene Ontology annotation, biological process: actin filament organization. Lineage: Eukaryota; Metazoa; Arthropoda; Merostomata; Xiphosura; Limulidae. The record is from RefSeq and is a predicted model, not a curated record.
GCUAGAUCUUGUCACAGACAAGUAGACUGAUUCUACAUAUGCGUAUAUUUAUGUACAUAUAUAUAACUAACGAUUUGUGUUGUGUUGAAUGCUAGUUAUAGAUUAAGUCCAAGCACUUUGGUACGAAAUCAACCAACUGUGAAAAUAGAUUAAAAUCGUUUGUUCUUGCAAACAAGCACGCAUGUACAGAAACAUAUGAAGUUAGAUUCGGCUUGUGACGCUCAGAAUAUAGGCUACUACUACACAUGAUGGAAGGCUGAGUUCAGCAUUUGUAUGGUUUCAGUAUAGGUGUACUAAGUUUUGACCAAAGUCUACUGGAGCAUUUUAGUACAAGUCCAUAAAUGUUGCUGACGUACAUACAAGUUAUCAUAAAAUGGAUUCAAGCUCUUUUCGAAAGUUUCCAGUUGCUUGUACAAGCCACAAGAGAAGAAGCGAAACGAGUAGUAUUCCACUGAGUGCAUACAAACUACUUAGACGAGCUUGUUAUUUGUAGCAGACUACUACUGUGUGAAACCAGACGAGCAGGUUUGUUUUUAAGCUUUGGAGGGAUUUAUGUGGAAAUAAAUAGACAUGGGUCUGGGAAUUGUUCAAGUCUUCCUUGCAACUUUCUCAGCAUUAGUCCAAUUCAUGUUAGUUUAUAGUAAGUAGUAAGAAGAAACACACAGGAAGUUGAAUGGAGGCAUAAAACUUGUUACAUAGAGCAUACGAGGUUGAAGCUACUUGCUAGUCUGCUAAUGGCCUGACUGAUAACAAACUACUCUAUCAUAUAUCUAAUGAUGAUGUGAUAUUAUAGCUCAAGAUGGAAAAGAAAACUAAUAAGGACACGAUAUUUCGACGUGUUUCUAAGCUUUUAGGUUGGAAAAGGGUUCACAGUGACCGAACGUCUUCUCUUUCUGAGCUCUCUGGUUAUGGAAUUUCUAUGAAAAAAAAUAUCUGUCAAAAUCCUCCGCUGUUUCGCCAAUCCUUCAGAAAUAAGACGUCUGCGAGCAGAGUUAAAAUAUCGGAUUCAGCUCUGAACAGAUCGUGGUCACAGUGUGAUAUUGGAAAUUCAGACCCUUCCAGAAGUGUACAAAGUCGUUGGAACUCGAAAAGAGGGUUGAGAGAAAAGAGUGAAGAAGGUCUUCGAGCCAGUAAUCACCCACAAAACCAAAAUGGACAGGAGAUGGGGAGAUUCAAAUCCUCACAUGCACGUGCUCGUUCAUUAAGCGACUAUGAAAGUCCCCUAUGUGAAAAUAUCCACAGCAGGAUACCCAUCCAUAGAGAAAUGAAACAUCUUCAUAAAAAGUCAGACCAAACAGCUUCGAACUUAGUGGGUGUUGAGCCAGUGGUGAAUAAUUUUAAUCAACUAAUUGGUUCUCUUGAUUCACAACGCCACCAUCGGUCAGCGCGGUAUCUCACUAAAGAUUCAGGAUAUGAGGGAGAACCGGAUUAUGCUAAUACUGAUUGGUUAACUGCUGAACAAGGGUUACACACACUCAGCGGUUCACUGUCAUCUGUUCACUUAGACCAAAGAAACAUCAGCCAGUCAAUGUCAUCGCUUGGACUUGGUGUAGGGCAAGCUGAUGAUAACAGGAAUCGUGUAGGACACGGACUCUCAUCACAUAUAGAUCCGUGGAAAUCACAGUAUUACCGGCAGUCCGAAGAUCCAUUGGUGUCUAUCAAACCGCUAAGUUUUUCGAUCACAUCUCCUCAAAAACUACGACAUCACCAUUCCAGUUCCGAAUCCUUAAGUAGCCUGCGUUCUGCUCCAGGAGGGCAACUGUCAACGAUCAGCCAAACUACUAUCAACUUUCUUCUUGAUCUAGGGAAGUCUGAAACUUCCAGUGUGUCGCAACCGGAAAGUCACUUCUGUCCUACUUUAGCUCACAGCACGGAAGAUAAUACAAUGGUCACACGCAGAUUCAAGAAAUCUGUUUACAAAGAACUGGCAUCAAAAAGUGGUUUUGAUUUUACACCUGUCGUUCAGGGGAGAACUGAAUCUGAAAAACAGGGGAAUACAAAUAAACCUACAGAUGUUUCUAGUGUGCCACAAAGUUAUCAAAAUUCUCUAGAUGGUAAGAAUAAUAUGGAUUUUUGUAAACAGACGACCAUAUAUUCUAAUAAAACACAAGAUGUUUCGCAGAACGUAUCCAACGUUUUUCAAAAUCGACAAGUAGGUAAUGGAGGUGAAUCGCAAAGUGUAGAAAACAUUACUAGGAAGGUGAGCGAUCUUCCGGAACGCUUUUAUUGUAAUACAUUAGCAGGAAAGGAAAACCCGGCAUAUUGUCAAAAAGAACAGCCGAAAUUUGUUGUCACUGAUGUUUUGCAUGAAAAAUGUCCAUCUUGGCCAGCAACAGCAGUAAAUUCAGAAGGUACUUCACCAAUCUCAGCGGUUAACUACAGAUCUCACUCUUGGUCUAACCAAACAGAUUACCCAAAACUUCGCGUUGUGUAUUCCCGUCCAAAAAAAUCUUACAAAAUGUGCACUAGCCAACUUCCACCGGUCUUAGAAAAAGGUACUGAAAGCUCAAAAAGAAAAAAUAUAGCAGACGUGGAAAACCAACCCACUGCACUCCUUUUAUCCUCGAGUGCUAACCACGAAGUUGGGUAUAAGCAAGUAAUGAAUCGACGUUGUUCUGAGGGACUACAAGUUCCUCAAGGUGACAUUCGUUCUGCUAAUGUUUCAGAAGUACAUGGAAGAAACAUCAUCCAAACACCUGCUGAACGUGAUGUUUCUUACCAAACCCAAGAACCCAAGAUGGAACCGUACUGGGGGAAGUACCAUGAUUUUUUGAAGCACUAUAGUGAAUACGCACCAUCACAGUCUUCAGCUUACGGAAGUCUUUCAUCGUGGGACGGGUCAGCUUCAGAAUAUGGGACAAACUUAUUGAAACAGGAUUAUGUUGAAAACCGAAAUCCAUUAAGUCUUGAAUGUCGCGGAUCUUUCAGGAUUGCACAAAGCGCCAUUGAAAUGCCAAGUAAAAUCGAAGAGAUUAGAAAUGCAAAUAAUCAAGAGACUUUACCUUGGCAUGGUUCUUAUAGUGAUCUAAGUUCGCUGAGCAUGCAGCUUUCCAAUCGGUCUUCUCUGCUUGAUAGUGGAUUAUCGACAUUACCGGAUAGUGGUCGCUUGUCUCCACAAUCUUCUUGUGGAAGCCGUUUCACAACUACGUCACUCGAAUGUGGAUUAAGAGCUCAUUUAGUGGCAAAAAAUGGGAUUAAUCAAGAAAAUGUGGUCCACAGUUCCAGAGUUCAACAACCAGUUCGCCACGACUCUCAAAGUGUUGUAUAUUAUACGCCAGAUGCAAAGCAAAUUUACAACAGAAUUUCCAAAAAUGUACACAUUUCUCGCAAGGCAAAUACUAAUGAUAGAAAAGCUGAUUACGUUGACAAACAACAAUCUUCGGAGAAAGUCUCGGACAACCUUAGAAAAUGCGAAACAGAAGAAGAGAUAAAAAACGAAAAUCCACUUUUUGAAGACAUUACAACACACGACCAGUUUUAUGGUUUCUGCAAACGACUUGAAGUUCCAAAAGAACAAAUGAAAGCUUGUACCAAUAACGAAAAUAAAAUAUUAAAAAAUGGUGUUAAAACUUCUACUUCGCCUCAGUUUGAACAUGAAAAAGUAGCUCCAGAGAAAGAAAUUUAUCCAAAAUAUAACCCUCCACAAAAGGUUAUUCUAAAACCACACAAUGAAUAUGAUUUGGCAAGAAAGAAUCAAACAUCGACUUCAAAUAAUCUUGAUAACCACAUCAUGUAUUUAAGUUCUGACAAAAAGCCUCAGAUAACAGAUACCGAGCUUAAAGCAAUCCAAAGACAAGCCGUUCUGUCUUUUUAUCAACGACAAAAAGCCUUAUAUUCAACAAGCGCGAGAGUCGCGGAACAAGAUUUACCGAUUUCUAGUUUUCACAGUGAACAUUUGCGUGGUGCUAGUGAUACGCUAAGUCAGGAGAAGCAACUGAUCAAUGCCAGUGUUUCUCAAAACCCAUUACACGCUUCUCAUAAACUGGUGACCGGCACACUGGAUCCACGUAAUAAUGUUUUUCGAAAUGGAACCUCAGAAUUUAUCCAGAGUCAUAUUAUACCAAAUGAAAACAGCUGUUCUUCUUCUAAAAAAGAGGUCUCUGAAGAACAUAAACACAACCAAGAAAGAGCUUUGAACCAUAAAAGCAGCCUUUCUGUGACAAAGUCACAAAGACUUUCCUCCGAAACAUUUCUACAGAACUCCAAUUUACGACCUCGAAAAAACAUUAGUUCAGACCACUAUAUGAAAACAAAGGGUGAGCCAUCCGCUACCGAACCAAUAGCUUCAUCUGCCUUAGAAGAAGAGACAAUCAUAACUAAAAUGCUAGAAGAUAAAGAGAAAAUUAAAAGAAUGGGUGAACUUUCUGGGAGCGGCAUCAGAUCAGUCCUUCCGCUGAGUGUUCCGUCUUCUGUGACCUGCAAAGAACAGUCAGUGAAGUUAGAGAAAGUGCCAAGGGUCAUAAAAGACCUCAGUUUCGGGAAAUCCCCACGCAAAGCCCAGCUUGAGGAGGUUCAUUAUCCCAAUAAUACAUCUACUCUAAGGGUUAUCACUGAAGACGGCAUUAUACCGCUUGAUACUACCAAUACUCAAGCUAAAAGAAACUUGAUUGCUGCACCGCCUAAGCAUGUUAACAAGCCUCCUGCUCCUCCUCCUCCACAACAUUGCCCAACGCGUCCUCUACCACCUAUACCAACUUCAGAUCAAGACACUGAAUCUCUAGUUUGCAAAAACAACGUUGAUGGCGAUGAUGAUGAACUUAGGCGAAUCACAAGUUCUCAGUCUUGCCAGUCAACAUCACUUGGAGAAGCGUCGAUAUGUUCUAGCCCAGAGCUUCCACUUCCACCUCCUCCGCACACGACAGAUGUUGUGGUUCAACCGUCAAGUGAACCUUUACCUCCGCCUCCAGACUCCUGUGAAGUGAUAAUUGACACUUCAACGAGAACAAAUUCCUUUCAGAAUUUAAGUAUGUCUUACCAAACUGGAUUCGAAGAUAAAAAAUACAAAAGCACAGGAAAUGUGACUAAUCAUCAAUUACAGCACCCGUUGUCACCCAGCAGACAAUCACCAACACAGGUUAAAGGUUGCGUGAAAGAUCCGAUCAAUUCUGAGUAUAAACAUACUUACAUACCACAAAACACUACUGGACCACGCUUAUCUUCAUACUCUCCGACAGGGCAUUUUAAACAUUAUAGUACUUUCUUAAUAAGUGGAGAGGAAGAUUGUAGUAAGGAAGGUCAAAACAUUUCUGCUUUAAACAACUACCAAGGAUCCUCAUCAUCCCAAUCUGGUGGCAUCGGUGUUAUUCCACACUCUUGGGAUGAUGAUUUUAUUGAAAAUAGGCAAAGAAACACAAUGACAUGUCAUCCAUAUUGUAACUCCCAUACAUGUAAUGUUAACCAAAACUUUAUGGAAAAGAGAGUCAGUGACAACGUGACUGCAGAAAUUGUUGACUCCCAUUGUUCUGGUGUGACUAUCAAAUCGAAGUCUGUAAGGCAUAGCCCUUUUGAAGAAUUAAAAACUACAAGUGUUAACCCUAAUAAUCAGUCAUCUGCUGAAAUGUUGAAAGAUGUUUUUUCAGUGCCAAAUUCUUCACUGUCUGAACCUUCAUUGGUGUCGCAUUCAAAUGAUAUAAGAACACUGAAUGUUUUAACUAGUCAAGAAAUGUCAUUCCCAGUACUCCAGUCCAUACCUUCUUCAUCUUCUAAAUGUGAUAGUUCUGUCACCUUUAGUUCUAAGUCGAGCCCUAAAGCUUUUCCUUUUCAACUUCAUACGUCUUCAACCGACCAUUCCUUUGGCAAUUUUCCUGAUUCUAGUGAAGCUUGGUACGAGAACGUUUCAGAACUCAGAAAAGAAAUUAUGUCACCUACCUAUGCCAAUAUAUCCAACGAGCAACAACAACAAAUCAAACCUCCCUCACCUAUGUCUCUAACUUAUUCCAACCUUAGUACUGCAUACCAAAAAGAACAGAAUUAUACUCCAACGCCAGAGGCUGCAUUGUCUGCUGAGAACAGUACUAGGCCUCAAGUACCACAACCUUAUUCUACUAGCAAUAUUCUGCACCAAGAUAAACAUAAUUUUUUCUCAGAAACAAAACGUUUACCUUCAUUAUUUAUUGAUAAUAGCAUUAAGAGCCAAAUUGAACCAACAUAUUCAAACAGCUUCACUGUCGAGUCGGAGAAACAGGAUUCUUUUUUAAUUCUAAACGAUGCAUCUUCAGUGUCUUUAGAUAAUAGCGUUAAGCACCAGGUAUCACCAACGUAUUCCAAUAUUUGCACUAUAAACUCGGAAGAACAGAAUUCCUUCUCAAUUCCAGAAGAGGUAUCCUCAACGUCUUUUGAUUGUAAGGUUAAACGUCAGAUGUCACCAAUAUAUUCCAACAUAUCAUCUGUGGACCUAGAAGAGAAUAAGUUUUACUCAGUGCCGCAAGAUGCAUCUUCAAUGUCUUUUGAUAAUAGUAUUAUGUGUCAGAUAUCACCAACGUAUUCUAACAUCUGUACUGUGCAAGAACAACAAAAUUUCCCAUACAUGUCAGAUAACUCAUCCCCGUCAAGCAUUGAGACCAUGAAGAAACAACACAUUUCAUCAGAUUAUUCCUGUAACUCUAGUGUUAAUCAGGUAAAAAAUGAAAUGUUUUCACUGACAGAAGAAAAUGCUUUUAAGAAUAACAGUGUACAAAACUGUGCAGGAAGUGAUACUAACGCUUUUUUAAGUAGUAAUAGAAUAAGUAGCUCAACACAAACUACGGAUACUCCAACACUUUCACGAAAGCGAAAAUCUAAAGAAGAAUUAGAAUGUGAAAAAUUAUCUCAAGAUUUCGCAAAUUACUGUGGGGAUGCAGUUUUAAGAAGAUUGCUUGUACCAGAUCCCAAUCACAAAACCAUGUCCGACUAUUUGAAAGGAUUGUUCAACUUAGAACUUGAGAGAGGAGGUCAACCUAUGAGAAAAAUCAAAUCAACUAAAGUUACAACACCAGAAGGAACCAAAGCGUUUGCUCAUCAAACUUCGGAGAACAGUGAAGAAAAAGAACUUCCUCACGACAGCGCAUAUUUUACAACGUCCGAACCCAAAGCUAAGUUACUGACCAGAUAUGGAAAAAAUGCAGAUUACCAGAAAUGGGCUUCACAGACAGAAAUUACAGAAAAGAAGGAAGAGCUGAUACCCAGUAUUGACCGUAAAUUGCAAAUCCUUCGAGCAGAACAGAUUGUAAUUCGCGAAGAAAUGAUCCAGAAUGAAACCCUAGGAGACGGUGUUACAUCACGGGUGGAAGAAAGUGCUAAACCUAAUGAAAUAGACAAAUACAAGCUACAUGUGGAAGAAAUGGAAAAAAUAAUUAAUCUGUUACUGUCUAUCUCUGGACGACUAGCACGUGCUCAAAAUGCACUCUCGUGCCUGCCCCAAGAUGCUGCGGAGAAGGAAAAAUGUGUGUUAAAGUCUAAGUGUGAAAAACUUAGUUCACAAUACGAAGAAGCUCGACGGUUGAAAGAGAGUAUAGACAAGCGUAGUCAACAAGUGGCAAAGUUCCUCCAACAGUACCUUUCUGGAGACGAAUAUGCGGACUAUGAACACUUCAUUAAGAUGAAAUCAAAGUUGUUAAUCGAUGCUCGUGAGAUUGACGAAAAAAUCAAACUGGGAGAAGAACAGCUCGCUGCCUUACGCAGUAGCACCGACUUCACAGUUUCGCAUCGGAAAACACCUACUGUUGCGGAAACCAUCCAUUAAACAGUCUCCUACUGUUUGGUCUCGAAAGGCUUCAGGAUUUAAGCGUACCAAAUAGUAGUGUGAUGACUGAAUAUCACUUUCUUGAAUUUCCUUAUCAGCUAUAUAGUUUCAAAUGUCCAAAUGGAUAUCGCGAGAUACUCCUUCCUGUAGCAUUUAGAGCAAUUUUGUGUUAUAUUAGUAUUAAUUCUGUUUGUAAAGAAAAGGGUAGAAGAAGCAUUAUAAAUUUUCUUUUAUUCGUUGUUCCGUUUAAUUUUUUUUUAAAUAUCUUGCAUAAUAUAACUGGAACAGCAUGAUCAUAAACAUUUCGAUAUUUUUCAAUGAUUUCUAACCUAACGUAAAUAGAAGAAAAAAAAGUGAAUUACUUUUAUAUAUCUACAAUUUUCCGAAAUGUUUUUGAGGUAUGAUUCUUGUUACAUAUGAUAUAAAGUUAAUAUUUCUUGAGAAAUAAUGGAAGUGGAAAAAUAAACAGGAUAAAAAGGUAUAGUAUUUUUUGUAGAAGGAAAGUGUGUCAUUGCCAGUCUGCCCUAUAGUAACUUAUGAGUAUAGUUUCAUGUACGUUUAAUAAUGCCAGCAGGUUUUUGUAAAUUACCCAAUUUUUGAAAGGAAAAACAAGCUUUAGUCAAUUGAUUCUUUCAUAGUAUCAUUGUACAUGCCAAAUCAAUGUUUCAGGGGAAUUUUGUAAAAGCUGCUACGCAUUAUGUAAAUAUUAAAGCAAAGCUUAGGGAACUUCAGGAGUUUUUAUUUGUGAUAUAGGCUUAUAUAAAUAUAUAUAUUCGAUAUGUACAAAUAAAUAUUGCAUAAGUUGACAGUCUAAACGCGUCUUUAAUUUCCUACACCAACGAUAUAAAAUCAGGGAAUGUGUAUACGGUGCGAGAAGUGUAAAAUUUGCUAAGCGAAAAUAUUUAAGUACGAAGACUUUAAACAUGCUUCUAAGUAUUACUGUACUUGUAAUGAGUAAAAUUAAUUAAACUCAUUUUAGUAUAACACAAUAUUGGAUACAACAAGAUUUUUCAGCAUGGUUUUAACUUGAUCUUGCAUUACACUGUUUACAUGCAUGAUGUACAUGUAUCACUGUUUGAGAAGAAUCAAUAAAAUUUAGUUAAAGUGCUAGUGUUUUAAAUGCAAUGAUGAGGAGCUGUAUCUUUAUAAGUAUGUGUAUAGUUAAUAUCUGAAUCUGGAAGUAGACUAGAGGUAAAGUGCGACAAGAAGCUUAUUUGGUUUACCACAUUUAAUUUUUUUGUAUGCUAAGUUAAACUGAUAAUAAAUUCCUAAGUUUAUA